UCUAAGUCCCAGGGUAUAGGAUUUAUCCGGCUGCAUGUUCCCUGGGCGACGCUGAGCAGAGAGGCGGAGCUACAGAAGAUCAAAGUGCCCGUCAAAAAGGUAUGCCUAUUACCACGGCAACACACACAACUGGGAGCUUUUUGAGUAAUCUUGUGAUUGAAAUGAUGUGACCAUGUGACAUGUGUUGUGUUCUUUAAUUGGACAGAGUUAUGGGUGUUGUGUUCUAGGCUUGGGCGAUAUACCGUAUACCAGGGUAUUUAGAAAUACCAAGGGUUUGAUUUUCCAUACCGUAAGCGGGAGGUGCGUGCUACACCACUGCUUAUAACUAAAUUAUAAGUUAACUAUUUGUGUCAAAUAAAUGAUAUCCAGCUCAGGGCUCCAGAUAUGCAUCUGGUUUGCUAACUUGCUAGCAAAGUGGCUAGAGAGCGAGAUCAAGGAUCUUUCUUACAGCUGAGAUGAUCCCCUCCAGGAUCAAGAUCCCUGUUGCCUAAAUUGUUUUGCCUAAAUUGUUUUGUGAGUCCCCCAAAAAAUGUGCACCUCUUUUAAUACCUUGUAAUACUGUAUACAUCGGUAUGGGACAGAAACAGUAUGAAAAUCUGGAUACCGCCCAACCCUAUUGUGUUCUCUGAUUAGACAGAGUUAUGAGUGUUGUGUUCUCUGAUUGAACAGAGUUAUGAGUUGCGGCAGCCUCAGGGCAUCGCGGGGAAAAUCGCAUUGUUGUAUCAAACCUUGAUCAAACCCUUCCGACCUGACGUGCCAGAAACACUCAACACACAGUCCCACCAGAACCGGACCAAGACCCUCUCACACCCCUUCUCCAGAGAAAAACUACAC
Messenger RNA from Coregonus sp. 'balchen', 834 nucleotides. The record is from the annotation of a GenBank genome assembly. Lineage: Eukaryota; Metazoa; Chordata; Actinopteri; Salmoniformes; Salmonidae.